Molecule: messenger RNA, 2213 nt
Organism: Seminavis robusta
Lineage: Eukaryota; Bacillariophyta; Bacillariophyceae; Naviculales; Naviculaceae
Source: the annotation of a GenBank genome assembly
UCACUUUCAAGAGCAAGAUUUCGCUCUGAAUAUUUCAGUCAAGAGUUCAACAGGGACUCCUCAGUUCGCGUCCAUUCAUUUCUGUGACAACGGCGGUGUCACUCAUCACAGUUUUAGUUGCUGCUGUUGAUCUUUGCACUCGAGAGAUCCGUUGUAGCUUCCAACUUGAUACUGCAGCUCCGCCAUUGUUCUAAUUGGAAAUAGAAACAGAGCUAGCUAGCUUGCUGUCUGUUGUUAGUGUACGUUGAGGUGUGACUGAUUUGUUGAAAGAUGGCAGACCCAAAGGAAGACGAGAAAGAGACGAAAGAAGAUGAAAUAGCCAAAGCCGCGGCUGAUGAAGAGGAAGACGACGAUGAGGACGAUGCAGCCAAUGGUGAUGCUGCCGCCGGUGGGCAAACCAAGAAGAAGAAAAAGAAGAAAAAGAAAAAGAAGAAAAAGGGAGGCGGCGGUGCCAACUUGGUAGUGGGAACCCCUUCCAAAAAACCGCCUGCUAGAGGACUGAAAGAGACGGCCUAUACGGACUACUAUGUCAAGUACGGACAAACAGAGCCUCCCAUCAUUCCCGUUGCCGACCUUUUUGUCGGGAAAGAGUUUCCAAAGGGAGAAAUACUCCCUCACCCGUUGCCCAGCCAGGCUUUCCGAGAAACAUCCGAAGAAGUGCGAUCCCGGGAACGCCUCCAAGAAGACCUCUACAGCAAAGUGAGACAAGCUGCGGAAGUUCAUCGUCAAGUAAGGGCAUAUGCCCAAUCCUUUAUCAAGCCAGGAAUCAAGCUGGCGGAUAUGUGUCGCGACUUGGAAAACAAAAACAGAGAAUUGAACCUGGAACAUGGUUUGGAACGGGGCAUUGGAUUCCCCACGGGAUGUUCCUUGAAUCACGUGGCGGCACACUACACUCCCAAUCCAGGAGACGACACUGUACUGCAACACGAUGACGUAAUGAAGGUCGAUUUUGGAGUGCAAAUUGAUGGACGCAUCAUUGACAGUGCCUGGACGGUGGCAUUCAACCCCGUAUACGACCCACUUCUACAAUCGGUCCGAGAAGCCACAGAUACAGGGCUGCGACACGCAGGCAUUGAUUCCAGACUUUGUGACAUUGGAGAAGCCAUUCAAGAGACAAUGGAAAGCUUUGAACUUGAAAUGGGGGGAAAGACGCUCCCCAUUAAAGCCAUUCGGAAUCUAAAUGGGCAUUCCAUCGGACCCUAUCAAAUUCAUGCUGGAAAAUCUGUCCCCAUUGUAAAGAACGGUUGUGAGGAGUCUCUCGUCAUGGAAGAAGGCGAGAUCUUUGCCAUUGAAACAUUCUGCUCCACAGGACGUGGCUAUGUCAAUGAAGAUAUGGAAUGUAGUCACUACAUGAAGAGAUUCGAUGCUGGACACGUCCCUCUGAGAAUGCAAAGUUCCAAGAGACUCCUCUCGCACAUCAACAAAACAUUCGGCACUCUGGCAUUUUGUCGGCGAUGGCUAGAACGAGAAGACGGCGGGUCUUUCUUUGUCAAUGGAAACAACGGGCGUCAGACUAAGUACAUGGGAGCUUUGAAGAACCUUUGCGAUGUCGGAAUCAUUCAACCUUAUCCGCCUCUCUGCGAUACUCGAGGCUGCUUUACGGCCCAGUACGAGCACACAAUCAUUAUUCGUCCAUCAUGCAAAGAAAUUGUCAGCCGAGGAGACGAUUAUUAGGCAGCCAGCUUGCAUGUGCAUGAAUUGCUUUGCUAGAACGAACGACAGUUGCGCUACUCUACUCUACAUUGAUUCAAAACUCAAAUACAUAACAAACCAGCCAUUUGAUGAAUGGAUUCUAUUGCAGUUAUCGCGGAUCCGGUAGAUAGCUACCGGUACCGGUGCUGUGCUAUGAUAAUACUUAGAUAGUUCCGUGCCAUGCAGUAGGAGUGGGUAUGAGACUUAUAGGGUCAAAAGGCAACCAUAGCGAGGAUAUAGCUCAAGCGUAUAGCCGAAGGAAACGAAGCCAAGUUGCAUCUCCUUCAAGCAGAUAUUCGUUGAUCUUCCGCUUCUGCAAUGCGCUUCGUUUACGCAUCAAGAUCCCUUCACCUUUUGGAUCUCUCUCUAUAGCCUUUCAGGCGGCACGACCUUGUAAUCCGCAGAUCCAGGUCCCAUCUCCCCCACUGUAGACCUCGAGGUGCCAACGAUCAAUAUCCACCUCUUCCCUCAGCGUGGAUAGAGAACAGCUCUGAGACGCAACAUGGUGCAAUCGAAGAAGU